AUGGGCCUCGUCGCCGCCGGCCCACCCGUGAUGCCCGCCUCCUCGCGCGGGGGGAUCAAUAGUCGAUCUCGCGGCGCCUCGAGUGGCCGGGGGGAGCUGGGCGUCGCGGCGCGGCGCGGCGCAACGCGGGUCGCGCGCCCCAGCGGAGGGGUUGUGGGAAGCGUCGCGACGCUCGGGGCCCCAAGACGCCGCCGCCGCCGCCGCGCCUCGGCCCCCCGGGACGCCCUACACGUAGCCGCCACCGCCACCGCGGAGCGGGCCGUGGAAGCUUCUGGCCUGGCGCUGGCAUCGCCAUGCACUCGACUCGCCAAGACGGUCGUGACGUCGGCGGCGGAGGCGGAGGCGGAGGCGGCUACCGACCUCCAGGCCGGGUCGCGGAGUGAGGGCACGGUGAACCAAAGGAUGCAAUCACGGAGAGAGGAUGAACUUCAACGAGCCGCCGGCCGCCCCCGUGACAGACGACUCGGAGUAAGCAAAAGUGCCAUCAUCGGGCCCCGUGACUCGCCCGGUCUGUCUUGUGCUGUGUCUGCUGCUGUCGCUGUGGCUGUGCGCGUCGCGGGCGCGGGGGCGUGCGCGGUGCCCGGGCGGGCCGGGCGCUGGGCGGGUGGCGCGCGCGCAGGGGCGGCGGCGGUGGCAGUGCGCGCUGCCGGCGGCGACGCCGCGCUCUUCGCCCUGCCUGCCGCACCGCCGGCCCCCCCCCGCCCCGCGCCAGCGCCCGCGUCGCCGCCUCUGCCUCGCCUCGCGCCGCCUCAGGCCGCCGCCGGCAACGCGUCGUGGAGCGCGCGAUUAUGCGGACGCCACGCCCAUCGCCGCGGCAACGCGGACGGCCGCCUGCUGGGCGGCCGCAGGAUUGUAUUGCGAGCAGAACGGUGA
This is a messenger RNA of Gryllus bimaculatus (two-spotted cricket), 873 nucleotides long. NCBI's taxonomy places the organism in Eukaryota, Metazoa, Arthropoda, Insecta, Orthoptera, Gryllidae. The record is from the annotation of a GenBank genome assembly.